Messenger RNA from Closterium sp. Naga37s-1, 1800 nucleotides. Lineage: Eukaryota; Viridiplantae; Streptophyta; Zygnematophyceae; Desmidiales; Closteriaceae. The record is from the annotation of a GenBank genome assembly.
AUGGAAACCCUCGCUCCCUCGGCGUCUUUGUCUUUCUCCCUGAAACCGAGCCAAGCCGCAGCAGUCGGCAUUAAGAGCGUUUCAGGUCAGCGUGUCCCGUUACCUUCCGCCACGUCACUCAAGUCGCAUUUCGCAUCGCAACCGCUGCGAAUUCGCGCAACCGCUGCGCCAAACAGCAGCGCUCCCGUGGCAGCAGCGGCGGAGGUGCCGCGGGUGAAGCUGGGGAAGACGGACGUGGAGGUUCCAAUCAUCGGCGUGGGUGCGUGGGCGUGGGGUGACAAGUUCUUCUGGAACGACGGCGAGUGGAACGACCGCAAUGUCCGGGAUGCGAAGCAAGCGUUUGAUGCAGCCAUGGACUCUGGCCUUAACUUCAUCGACACUGCCGAGGUCUACGGUACCAAACAGUUCGGUGCAGACGACUCCGAGUCACUGUUGGGCAGGUUCAUCAAGGAGCGAGCCGGCAAGAGCCAGGCAGGGGACCUGACUCCUAUAGUAGCGACAAAGUUUGCCGCCCUACCGUGGCGCUUUGGGCGGGAAUCUGUGGUGGGGGCUGUGAAGGAGUCUCUGAGGCGCCUGCAGCUUGACAGCGUUGACCUGUACCAGCUGCACUGGCCUGGAGUGUGGGGCAACGAGGGGUACAUUGAUGGCUUGGCAGACUGCGUGGAGCAGGGACUAGUAAAGGCAGUGGGGGUGUCCAACUACAAGCUGGAUCGGCUGCAGCAGGCACACCAGCAGCUGGCCAAGCGAGGGGUGCCUCUUGCCUCCAACCAGGUGCACUACAACAUCCUGUACCGAGUCCCUGAGAGCAACGGCGUGAAGCAGGCAUGUGAGGACCUCGGCGUCACGAUUAUUGCCUACAGCCCUCUCUCCCAAGGUGUGCUCAGUGGCAAGUACUCUCCCCAGAAGCCCCCCACAGGGCCGCGUGCCAACUCCUACUCCCCAGACUUCAUUCGCAAGGCGCAGCCAUUGCUUGAGCGCAUGACAGAGCUUGGGGAGAAGUACGGCGGGCGAAGCAAGACACAGGUGGCUCUUAACUGGCUGGUGGUGCAAGGAAACAUCGUUCCCAUCCCAGGAGCCAAGAACAGAGCACAGGCUGCGGAGUUUGCAGGGGCGUUGGGGUGGUCGCUAACUGCCGAGGAGGUGCAAGAGUUGAGGGAGCUGGCUUCACGCGCAGCUGUGAGAAUGCCGGGCUCCUUUGGCCCCACACCCCCCUCACGCCUCCUCCCAUGUCUCUCUAGACAUCCACUGGGGUCUGCUGGUCUCGCGGAUCUCCACUCUGCCGCCCACAAUCUCCGCCCUCACCUCUCUCACAGAAAUUCUCUGCAAUACCUUUACCCCCUUCCUUCCAUCUCCCCCCACCACACCAGCACCCUCUCCUCGGCCUACAUCUUCUCUCGCCUGGACGUCUUCGCCACGCCACCACCACCCCCCUCCACCCUCUCCUCGGCCUACAUCUUCUCUCGCCUGGACGUCUUCGCCAAGCCACUCGCCUGCCUGCCCAACCUGCAAUCGCUGGACCUGUCUUGGAAUUCGCUAUACGGCCCCAUCCCCGCCUACCUCAUCAACCACGCCACCCUCACCAAGCUAUGGCUCUUUGACAACAAGCUCACCGGCCCCAUUCCGCCCUACAGCCCGCGCCUCUCCUCCCUCCUCCUCUUCAAAAACUUCCUCACAGGGCGGAAACUGUCUCUCCUACACCGGAAAAUACACGGGAGCAUGCAAGGGCCUUCCCAGAAGCUUCAUGGUGCAGCGAAACCCUAUUUUCUGCGGAGCGGCGGUGUGUGGCGGGAACUUAACUAA